This is a messenger RNA of Ictalurus furcatus (blue catfish), 859 nucleotides long. Its product is annotated as cytochrome c. Gene Ontology annotation, biological process: mitochondrial electron transport, cytochrome c to oxygen; mitochondrial electron transport, ubiquinol to cytochrome c. Bases 111 to 425 code for a protein of 104 amino acids. NCBI's taxonomy places the organism in Eukaryota, Metazoa, Chordata, Actinopteri, Siluriformes, Ictaluridae. Gene Ontology annotation, molecular function: electron transfer activity; heme binding. The record is from RefSeq and is a predicted model, not a curated record. The transcript is spliced from 3 exons. Gene Ontology annotation, cellular component: mitochondrial intermembrane space.
UUUUACGAGCCUCUAAUAUCUAGUGACCUUCCUCAGCGCUCGUGCAGUACAGUGUCCGGUAGGUGAAAAACUGCUUCGAGGCAAUAAUCUCGCCUGUUUAAAAGGACACAAUGGGUGACGUUGAAAAAGGAAAAAAGGUCUUCGUCCAGAAGUGUGCCCAGUGCCACACGGUCGAGAACGGCGGCAAGCACAAGGUCGGGCCCAAUCUUUGGGGUCUGUUUGGACGUAAGACGGGCCAGGCAGAGGGCUUCUCCUACACGGAUGCCAACAAGAGCAAAGGCAUCAUUUGGAGUGAGGAUACUCUGAUGGAGUACUUGGAGAACCCCAAGAAAUACAUUCCUGGCACAAAAAUGAUCUUCGCCGGCAUCAAGAAGAAGGGCGAGCGCGCAGACCUUAUCGCAUAUUUGAAGUCUGCCACAUCGUAACGCUUUUCUAUCCAUAAAGGGCGUGGAAAUAUUUAAAUUAAGACCUCUGUAAUGUUUUUUUUUUUUCAUCUUUUAACAAUACCUACUUGAACAAUUUAAAGUAUCACUAAAAAUCCUGGACUGUUCAGUUAUGGACAUAGAGUCAUGGCACGAUGCUGAUGCCCCACUGUUUCAGCAAUGCGGGUUCUCGUUACGUCUUUCUGUCCUGCUUUUCACAAAAGCAGUAGGCUGGUUAAUUUAACUGUAAUGUCUGUAUAUGGAUUGAGUUUCAGUGUGACUGAUGAUGUGAACGUGUUUAGCGUUUGCCAUGGUAACCUGUGUACCAGAUGAAAUUAAAACCCAUCGAUAAAAGUGACGAGUCUUUUCCCUUUCCUACUUCUUGCAUGUUUCUAUAGAGAUCUUAUACAAUAAAAGGGAACCCAUAUAUCUGUGAA